GGAGUCCUCAUACGCCUGCUCUCUCGUCGCUUCUUGGCCUGCCUAGCCCAGUCUAACCAUGGUGGAAGCCUUUGUAGGCACCUGGAAGCUAGUGGAUAGCAAGAAUUUCGAUGACUACAUGAAGUCGCUCGGUGUGAGUUUUGCUACCAGGCAGGUGGCUUGCAUGACCAAGCCUACCACAAUCAUCGAAGUGCAUGGGGACACCAUCGUCAUAAAGACACACAGCACCUUCAAGAAUACGGAGAUCAGCUUCAAGCUGGGAGUGGAGUUUGAUGAGACAACAGCAGAUGACAGGAAGGUCAAGUCUACUGUGACGCUGGAUGGCGGCAAACUUGUCCACCUACAGAAGUGGGAUGGGCAGGAGACGACACUUGUGCGGGAACUAAGUGAUGGGAAACUCAUCCUGGUAAGAUGGGCCAACUCUGGAGCCUCACCUGACCGGUUACUACUACACCACCCCUUCAGCCAAGCCUGUUUUAAAAAGCUAAGAUCCUCCUCUGGGAAAUUGGAACUGGGACAAUAAAGGAUGCAGGCAGGGUCAAGGU
Messenger RNA from Trichechus manatus latirostris (Florida manatee), 545 nucleotides. It is a transcript of the gene FABP3, whose product is annotated as fatty acid binding protein 3. Gene Ontology annotation, cellular component: cytosol; nucleus. The record is from RefSeq and is a predicted model, not a curated record. The transcript has 3 exons. The coding region runs from base 59 to 523 and encodes 154 amino acids. Lineage: Eukaryota; Metazoa; Chordata; Mammalia; Sirenia; Trichechidae. Gene Ontology annotation, molecular function: long-chain fatty acid binding. Gene Ontology annotation, biological process: long-chain fatty acid transport.